Molecule: messenger RNA, 2656 nt
Organism: Stegastes partitus (bicolor damselfish)
Lineage: Eukaryota; Metazoa; Chordata; Actinopteri; Pomacentridae
Product: arfaptin-2-like
Exons: 10
Coding region: 213-1385 (390 amino acids)
Biological process (GO): regulation of Arp2/3 complex-mediated actin nucleation; intracellular protein transport
Cellular component (GO): trans-Golgi network membrane
Molecular function (GO): phospholipid binding; protein domain specific binding
Source: RefSeq, a predicted model, not a curated record
CAGAUCAUGUAAACGAUUCGGGAUAAAUAAUCAUGUGUGUGGCAUGGAGUGAUUAGCAAAGAGUCCGGCGCUUUCCUGUUGGAUUUUUUCUACGUUUCAAGCGUGCUGUCUGUGCAAAUAACGACCAGAUUCUGUGUCGGACGACUGGACUUGGCUCCAAAUAUCAGGUUGGACUGGAAGCUAGCUGUCAGUGUCUGUCUUGCAGAGAUUUCAUGAUGGCAGACAGUAUCAUGAGCAAGGCUGCAACCAUGGAGAUCCCCAUUAACAGCAAUGGAGACACAGGGACUCUCCCAGAGGAUGACAGCCUGGAGCAGGAUCUGCAGCAAGUGAUGGUGUCUGGACCCAACCUGAAUGAAACCAGCAUCGUCUCGGGAGGUUAUGGAGGACCUGCAGGGGGCAUCAUUCCAACCAGCACCAUCAAAGGACCUGCAGUUUGCUUCAACCCUGAGUAUCUGGACAGAAGAAGAGCCCCUGCACCAGGACCAGACAUUCGCAUGAAAUCCCGGGGUGUAAACUUGCCUCACAGUCAAUCCUCAGCCAGCCGACUUGCCCAACACACAGACCAGCAUCCAGGGUCGUCAAACCAUAACACUAAUUCAACUGAAGAAGUCUCACGUGGGGUGGCAGUGGAGAAACUGGACAGUGUAAAGAAAUGGGGCAUUAACACAUACAAGUGCACAAAGCAGAUGUUCUCGGAGAGGUUUGGCCGAGGCUCACGAACAGUCGACCUGGAGCUGGAGGCUCAGAUUGACGUCUUAAGAGACACCAAGAGCAAGUACGAAAACAUCCUAAGACUGGCCACUGCGCUCAUCAGUCAUUUUCAAAGCAUGGUGCAGACGCAACAGGCUCUGGGAGACACAUUCACCGACCUCAGUCAGAAGUCUCCAGAGUUACAGGAUGAGUUUGGGUAUAAUGCAGAAACACAAAAGCUGUUGUGCAAGAAUGGCGAGGCUCUGCUCGGUGCCAUCAACUUCUUCGUGUCAAGUGUCAACACCCUGGUCAACAAAACAAUGGAGGACACUUUGAUGACCAUUAGGCUGUAUGAAAAUGCAAGACUUGAGUUUGAUGCCUAUCGUUCUGAUCUGGAAGAGCUGAGUUUGGGUCCGAGGGAUGCGGCUGCCAUGGUCCGCAUUGAGAUGGCCCAGCUUGAAUACCAGUUCCAUAGAGACAAAUACGAAAGGCUGCGUAGCGAUGUCACCAUCAAGCUCAAAUUCCUGGAAGAAAACAAGGUGAAGGUGAUGCACAAGCAGCUGCUUCUCUUCCAUAAUGCUAUCUCAGCUUACUUUGCUGGCAACCAGCAGCAGUUGGAACAAACUCUAAUACAGUUCAAUGUAAAGUUAAAGCCCCCCGGAUCAGACAAGCCAUCCUGGCUGGAGGAGCAGUAAUGAGCGCCCAGUGUUCAGCUAUCUGAGAUGUACAGUGACACGCUGGUCAGUGAAAAACUCAACAUUAUGGUUAGACGGACAAGAUUUAAAGGAAUAGAGGAGUAUAUUGUAGGAUCCGUAGCAGAAAGAGAUAUCUCUUUUGUAAUGUUUUCGGUAUCAUUUAUUACAUAGAUGGAACAACUUUUUUUGUUAAAUCACAGAAUUACCUUUUGUUACUUUCUUAUUCUUUUCUUAGCACAAUCAUUUACGUGUAUAUCACUUAUUUAUGUACAGGAUAGUGGAACGUUGUGGAGAUUCCCCUUGGCAGUUUUGCACAUGCAUUAUUUUGUUGUUGUUUUUUUUAAUGUUGUCUGAAGUUAUCUUUAACAUUUCAGUGUAUAUCGAAUGGGAGGAAUUCCACAAAUCAGUUUUGUAAGUAAGUGGGACACUGCUAAAAAUGUUAUGAAAUAUCCUCUGAAAUUGUAUUUAUUUUCUUUAUGCAUGCUCCAACCAUAUUAUUCAACUUAUGUUUUGCAGAUUUAGGUCAAAGACAUCAGGAUAUGGUAUCAUUUUAAAAGAUGUCCCACUGUCUUUCUCCUGUGGCUUUGUGGAACACCUGCCUGAAUGAUCAGUUUACAGUUUACAUAGAAGGGAAGAUAUAUAUAGUGAAUAUAGUGGUUUUCUCUAACCUAAUAUACAAUCAUAAUUCGUUUAAUCUCCUAAAUUUUGGGUACCUUCAGAAACGGUAUGUCAUUAUGAAUCCAGCACUGUCGUAAGUAUCUGUCUUUUUUUUUACUCCAGAGUUUACACAUGGGAACAAACCUGAAAAACAUCAGAUCUAGUGGUUAUGUUUAGCAGUAAUCAAUCCAUACUUUAGAUGCUUUAAUACUAAAUACAAAGAUCUCAGUUAUCAUAAAGGAAUCCAAAUCAAAAUAUGCCUCAUAGCCAGUAUCUGUUUGACUGUGUUAAUAGAAGGUGCCUGUGUGAAACUAUGAAAGACAACCUUUGAGAUUUAUUCUUGAAGUCUCAAAUUGGAAAACACAAAUGGUGGAUGGACAUAUUGGAUACAUGUGGUACCACAUGCACUUUAGGUGACAAUACAAAUCUCAGUGUCUCUUCAAAGACAGAAUGUAUACGUACAUUUAUCUUACUUUGUGUUAUUUUUUUUAAAAAAUGUGUUUAUAACAUAACAUUGUAUGUUAUUUAGAUUCUUUUUCAGUUUUAGUCCGCUGAUUGUCUUUAUCUUGUUCUGCAUUUCCAAUAAAGUCUGCUGGAUGUUUUGUUUCACUUAA